This is a messenger RNA of Fimicolochytrium jonesii, 1905 nucleotides long. RefSeq names its product GTP-binding protein 2-like protein. Bases 1 to 1905 code for a protein of 634 amino acids. Lineage: Eukaryota; Fungi; Chytridiomycota; Chytridiomycetes; Spizellomycetales; Powellomycetaceae. The transcript has 4 exons. The record is from RefSeq and is a predicted model, not a curated record. Gene Ontology annotation, biological process: translational elongation. Gene Ontology annotation, molecular function: GTP binding; GTPase activity; translation elongation factor activity.
AUGGCAGACAACGUCACUGACUCUCAGCUGCCGCCAGAGGUUGAGCAGGGGAAUGUCGAGUACAAACUGCAGCUGAUAAAUACCCCUCCUGAACGCCUAGAGCAUCUCAUCACGCAGCUGAAAUGGAGGUUAGCAGAAGGCUACGGCGAAGCGAUGUACGAGAUCGGAGUCGCGGACAAAGGUGCAUUAGUCGGGCUCACGCAAUCCGAGCUGGACGCCUCAGUGGAAACGCUGAAGAAGAUGGGCCACGCGUUGAGCGCCGAUGUGUCUAUCAUCCGUGAACGCGUCGUCAGUGCCGAGAACGAGAUGCCUGAGCGCAAGGUUGCGGAAGUGUUGGUGCGGAAAUGUUUGACGGAUGACCAGCACUUUCUGGAGAUUCGGGUGGCUGUUAUUGGGGGUGCUGAUGCUGGAAAAUCGACAUUGUUGGGUGUCCUAACGCACAGCGACACCGACAACGGCCGAGGCAAAUCCCGUCUCAACCUACUCCGCCACCGUCAUGAAAUCGAGUCCGGACGGACCUCCUCCAUCUCCCACCAAAUCAUCGGUUUCGACCCGCACGGCGAACUCAUCAACUAUGCCACAUCAAACCAUACCAUCCACACAUGGGCGCAGAUCUGCGAAGCCGCGUCCAAAGUCAUCACUUUCCUCGACAUGUGCGGACAUCCCAAGUACCAGAAGACGACCUUGUCAGGACUAACGGGACACGCGCCAGAUUACGCCUGUCUCAUAGUCGGCGCCAACGCGGCCGGGGUGCCUACCGUAUCCCGCGAACAUCUGGGCAUCGCAGUCUCGCUCAAAGUCCCGGUUUUCGUCGUUAUCACCAAAAUCGAUAUCGCCUCGCCCGCGCAACUGACACACACCGUCGGCGCUUUGCUGACACUUCUCAAAAGCCCCGGCAUCAAACGCGUCCCGCUCGUGAUCCAGAACAAAGACGACGUGGUAGUCUCCGCGUCAAGUUUCGUCCACGAAAAGAUCAUCCCCGUUUUUCUUACCUCCAGCGUCACCGGCGCCAACAUGGAUCUGCUCACCCAGUUCUUCAACCUCCUCCCCAAAUACCAGCAUGCGGAGUACGAGCGUUUGGUGGAAGAGGACGUCGAAUACCAGAUCGAGGAGGUGUAUUCCGUCCCCGGCGCCGGGUGCGUAGUCGGCGGGAAACUUCUCUCCGGCCUCGUCUCAUUGACCCGCAAUCACCAACACCACCGCCCGCCACAUGCCGACACAUCCACCCCCACAAGCCCCUCCACAUCAUCCCUCGGAACCACAUCACACCCGAACACCUCCAUCCUUGGCCCCGCACACUCCUCAAUCCUCUACAUCGGGCCCGACCACGGCCGCUUUGCCCCCUGCAUCAUCACCUCCAUCCACCGCCACCGCUGCCCCGUCAACAUGGUCAAAGCAGGCCAGGUCGCCUCCUUCGCCAUCCAAUUCGUCCACCGCGACGGUCUGACGGCCCCCACCUCAUCUGAUAUCCCACCACCAUCAUCAACAACACCACCGCCACCAUCGGGUGUAUUCAGGUUACGCAAAGGCCAGUCGAUCUUACCGUACAUCCCCCGAACGACACGGUCCUUCACAGCCGAGCUGACGGUCCUCCAUUCACCGGACCCGGAACCGCUCGCCAGCAACACGCGCGCGGUCGUGUAUUGCGGGUCCGUGAGGCAGGCCGUGCGCGUGGUCGACGUGUUGGAUGCUGGGAUAUCUCCCGUGCCAUUGCAACAGCAGCAGCAGCAGAAAGACCCGACGACACACCUGAUUCAUUUUAGGUUUUUGUUUGAGCCUGAAUAUGUGGUUGUAGGGAGGCAUGUAGUUGUUAGGGGCGAGGGAGGGCUGAAGUGUGUGGGGAAGGUUGUGGAUGUUGGGGUGGGGCAAGAGCAUGGGGCGGCGCCGGCACUGGCGGUGCGGUAG